This is a messenger RNA of Dermochelys coriacea (leatherback sea turtle), 5388 nucleotides long. It is a transcript of the gene KIF1C, whose product is annotated as kinesin family member 1C. Lineage: Eukaryota; Metazoa; Chordata; Testudines; Dermochelyidae. The record is from RefSeq and is a predicted model, not a curated record. Gene Ontology annotation, molecular function: microtubule binding; microtubule motor activity; ATP binding. Gene Ontology annotation, biological process: microtubule-based movement.
CCCCGGCGUCCCUUUGCCGCCCAGCCCGGCGGGCGCCGCCGGCCGCUGCUGCUUCUCCCCCCGCUCCUCCUCCGUCCGCGCUCCGGUGCAAAUCUGGGGAGCCCCCCCUUCUUAUCUUUGCAACAUCCCCCUCCCGCCCUUCCCAGGAUUGCACGGGGCCCGGCCGGGAUGCAACAGCCCUAGAAGCAAAAAAAAAGGGGGGGGGUCAGGUUUGCAACUCAAUUUCCUGCCCCCCCUUACACCCCAAUCUCAGCCAGGCCCUAGGGAUGGUGCGGAGGGGCCACUGGAAGGACAGGACGGGCCCGUGAGCUCCCGCGGCAAACACUGAGGGUCACGGGAGAGCCGCCAUGGCCAGCGCCUCCGUCAAAGUGGCCGUGAGGGUUCGGCCUUUCAACUCCCGGGAAAUCAGCCGGGACGCUAAAUGCGUGAUCCAGAUGCAAGGAAAAACCACCUGUAUCACCAAUCCCAAGCUGACAAAAGAUGCUCCCAAAAACUUCACCUUCGAUUAUUCUUACUGGUCCCACACCUCGGAGGAGGACCCCAGCUUCGCCUCCCAGCGGCAGGUGUACCAGGACAUCGGGGAGGAGAUGCUGCUUCACGCCUUCGAGGGCUACAACGUCUGUAUCUUCGCGUACGGCCAGACCGGGGCCGGCAAGUCCUACACCAUGAUGGGCAGGCAGGAGCCGGGGCAGCAGGGGAUCAUCCCCCAGCUGUGUGAGGAUUUGUUCGCCCGGGUCACCGAGAACCGCUCCCCCGACCUGUCCUACUCUGUGGAGGUGAGCUACAUGGAGAUCUAUUGCGAGCGGGUGCGGGACCUGCUGAACCCCAAGAGCCGGGGGAACCUGCGGGUUCGGGAGCACCCCAUCAUGGGCCCCUAUGUGGAGGACCUGUCCAAGCUGGCAGUCACCUCCUUCGCCGACAUCGCCGACCUCAUGGACUGCGGGAACAAGGCCAGGACCGUGGCCGCCACCAGCAUGAACGAGACCAGCAGCCGCUCGCACGCCGUGUUCACCAUCGUCUUCACACAGAGGAGACACGACGAGCUGACCGACCUCGACACUGAGAAGGUCAGCAAAAUCAGCCUGGUGGAUCUGGCCGGCAGCGAGCGAGCUGAGUCAUCUGGCGCGAGGGGCAUGAGGUUAAAGGAAGGUGCGAACAUCAACAAAUCCCUCACCACGCUGGGGAAGGUGAUCUCUGCCCUGGCCGAGAUGCAAAACAACAAGAAGAAGAAAUCCGAUUUCAUCCCUUACCGUGACUCGGUUCUCACCUGGCUGCUCAAGGAGAACCUGGGCGGUAACUCCCGCACGGCCAUGAUCGCCGCCCUGAGCCCAGCCGACAUCAGCUACGAGGAGACGCUCAGCACCCUCCGCUACGCGGACCGCACCAAGCAGAUUCGGUGCAACGCGGUGAUCAACGAGGACCCCAAUGCCAGGCUCAUCCGGGAGCUGAAGGAGGAGGUGGCCCGGCUCAGGGAGCUGCUCUUCGCCCAGGGCCUCUCCGACGCCCCCCUCCCCGGCGGCUUGAAGCGGGAGGAGCCAGACAGCCGCCCCCCCUGUUCCUGCGCUGCCCUACGACCCCACGGCUGAGCCCCAGCCCCCCGCCCCCUCAACGGGGGGUCCGAGCCCUUCCCCACCCUGGAGGAGCAGGUCAUCUGCACAGAGGAGGCUAUGGAGAGGCUGCAGGAGACGAGAAAAUCAUUGCGGAGACUGAACGAGACGUGGGAGGAGAAGCUGCGGAAAACCGAGGCCCUUCGGAUGGAGAGGGAGGCGCUCCUUGGCCGAGAUGGCGUGGCCGUGCGAGUAGACGGUGGCACAGUGGGGGUCUUCUCCCCAAAAAAGACCCCGCACCUGGUGAACCUGAACGAGGACCCGCUCAUGUCAGAGUGCCUGCUGUACCACAUCAAGGACGGUGUGACCAGGGUGGGCCAGGUGGACGUCGACAUCAAGCUGACGGGGCAGUUCAUCAACGAGCAGCAUUGCCUUUUUCGGAGCCGCACCGGCCCCGCGGGGGAAGCCAUUGUCACGCUGGAGCCAUGCGAGGGGGCUGAGACCUACGUCAACGGGAAGCAGGUGACGGAGCCGCUGGUCCUGAGGUCAGGUAACCGCAUCGUGAUGGGCAAAAACCACGUUUUCCGCUUCAACCACCCGGAGCAGGCGCGGCUGGAGCGGGAACGCAGCGCCCCCGCCGAGCCCCCGGCCGAGCCCGUCGACUGGAACUUCGCCCAGCGCGAGCUGCUGGAGGAGCAGGGCAUCGACAUCAAGCUGGAGAUGGAGAAGAGGCUCCAGGACCUGGAGAACCAGUACCGCCGGGAGAAGGAGGAGGCCGAUCUGCUCCUGGAACAGCAGAGGCUGUACGCGGACUCUGACAGCGGGGACGACUCGGACAAGCGCUCGUGCGAGGAGAGCUGGCGGCUCAUCUCCUCGCUGCGGCAGAAGCUGCCGGCCACCAACGUGCAGAGCAUCGUGAAGCGCUGUGGCGUGCCCAGCAGCGGCAAGCGGCGGGAGCCGCUCCGGGUCUACCAGAUCCCCCAGCGCCGGCGCCUGGGCAAGGACCCCCGCUGGGUCACCCUGGCCGACCUGAAGAUGCAGGCGGUGAAGGAGAUCUGCUACGAGGUGGCGCUGAACGACUUCCGCCAGGCCCGGCAGGAGAUCGAGGCCAUGAGCAUCGUGAAGAUGAAGGAGCUGUGCCGGCUCUAUGGGAAACGCGACCCCAACGAGAAGGAGAGCUGGCGGGCCGUGGCCCGGGACGUCUGGGACACCGUGGGGGGGGGCGAGGAGCCGGAGGGCCGUGGCGGCGGGGGCGCGAACCCGGCGGUGGACGACCUGCGGGCCCACAUUGACAAGCUGACCGACAUCCUGCAGGAGGUCAAGAUCCAGAACAACAUGAAGGACGAGGAGAUCCGGGCCCUGCGCCACCGCAUGGUGAAGAUGGAGAGGGUCAUCCCCAUCUCCCAGGAAGAUGGGGCGGACGAGGACCUGGAGAACGACUGGAACUCCCCACUGUUUGAGGCGGGGCUGGCGGACGAGGCAGGGUCCCGGGACCGGGCGGGGAGCCCGGAGUCCCCGUGCGCCCUGGAGGAGCCGGAGCCGGAGCGGAGCUACGCGCGGGUGUGCCGGCUAAUGGAGCAGGACCCGGCUUUCCGGCGUGGCCGCCUCCGCUGGCUGAAGCAGGAGCAGGCCCGGCUCCAGAACCUGCAGCAGCAGCAGCUUGGCAGGGGCCUCCGGCGCCAGCCCCACGCCCCCGGCAAGUUCGUGCCCCCCCAGGACUGCAAGCUGCGUUUCCCCUUUAAGAGCAACCCCCAGCACCGUUACUCCUGGGGUCCUAACAGCGCCUUCAUGGUGGCCGGUGGCGAGGAGCCGGCGCUGGAGGGCGAGGGCCUGGGGCAGGAAUCAGCCCCGGGGUCGCCCCGGCGCCCCUACAGCCCUGGCGGCCCCCAGCACAAACACUGUAGCCGGCAAUCGGCCCAGCGUCCCCACCGGCGCAACUCCCUGGACGGGGGGAGCCGGGCGAAGCCCUCCCGCCCCGGCGCCCCGGAGCACUACCAGUCCCGCAAGCACAACUAUUACCCACAGCAGCACCAGCCUUACCCGCAGCACCGCCCCCACCUGGCCCCCCACCAGCCCUACGCCGCCCCACCCCGCAUGCGCCGCCAGCGCUCGGCCCCCGAGCUGCAGGACCAGGAGACCCUGGUGUAACCGCUGCCCCCCAGGGAGGGCUGGGAGGCUGCCUCUGGAGUGGAGGAUCAUGGGGAAAAUCAGAGUCUGCAGCCAAGCUGCGGAGGAUCAUGGGAAAGUGAGAUGAGCCGCAGAGGAGUAUGGGGAAGCCAGGGGGUGAUGGCGGUGCUGCACAUGAUCGCUAUUAGGGCAAGCCACAGGGGCUCGUGGGAAAAUCAGGGAGUGGAGGAUCAUGGGAAAUUGGGGCGGGCCCCAGAGGAUCAUGGGAAAGUUGCAGGGGGGGUAACUGUGGAGCUGCAGAGGAUCAUGGGACACUACGGUGAGCCACGUUGGAUCCUGGGACAGUUGCAGAGUGGAGGAUCAUGGGAAAUCAGGGUGAACUGCAGAGGAUAAGGGGACAUUAGGGCGAGUCACAUUGGAUCAUGGGAAAAUCAGGGAGUGGAGGAUCAUGGGAUAUUGGGGCAAGCCAUGUGGGCUCAUGGGAAAAUUGCAAAGUGGAGGAUCAUGGGAAGUCAGGGUGAACCGCAGAGGAUCAUGGGGAAAAGCGGGGAGUGGAGGAUUGUAAGAAAUCAGGGUGGGUUGCAGAGGAUCAUGGGAAAUGGAGCCGGGGACAAGUCGCAGAGGAUUGUGGGAAGUGGGGACGGGGCUGGUGAACUGCAGAGGAUUGUGGGAGAUCAGCUCCCAUUCUGGGGAUGGGUGGGAAACUCUCCCAGGAGCCAGCCGACUUGGCCCUAUGCCCCCAGGGGUCUCUGGACACUGGUGCUGGGAAGAGUCUGGGGACCCCUGGUCCCAAAGGCUCCCGCCCCUGGGGGUGCAUUGCCCACCUUGGGCCCUGCUCACCCAAGGACAAUCAGGUUAAUUGUAACCCCCCCUUUCUGGUCGCACCCGGGAGGGGCUGGCCUGGCCACCCCACCCCAUACAGCCGCUACUGGAGGGGGCUGCAGGGCAUGGAGCCGGAACAAUUGGGGGGAGGUAAAUGAAGCAGGUGGAGGAGCGGCCAGAUGUGGGACUGGAGCUGUAGGGGGAGCCAGGACUCCUGGGUUCUCCCCCAGCCUCUGGGAUGGGUGUGGGGACUGAGGGGUUAGAGCAGGGGGGCUGGGAGCCAGGACUCCUGGGUUCUUUCCCCAGCUCUGAGAGGGGAGUGGGGGCUGGUGGGCCCCAGGACUUGCAUUUCCCUGGCUCUGGUUGUGGGGGGGCUGGUGUCUAGACGUGACUCUGAAGAGAUGGGUCCUGAGCCUUUAAGUGGGGGGGGGCAGGGGAGUUCACAGCUGUCCCCCAGUCUUGCCCCCCUUGCAUCAGCAAAGGUCUGGCUGAUUUCCAAAGUCUCCAGUACCCCCCAACUUUGAGGUCCCCCCUCCCCACAAUGGGGGGGCAAGGGCAGAGAGGGACAAGAGCCCCCCCAGUGCAUGAAGCCCCCACACCAAGACAUUCACUGCCUUCAGGAUCCCCCCUCGUGGUGUCCCCCCAUUUCAGCCUCCCACCAACUGUGCAGCAUGACCCACCCCAUUCAGGAACCAACUCCUGUUCCCCUAGAGCCCAGAACCCCAGGAGAAGUUGUGGCCUGUGUGUGUGUGUGUGUGUUGGUGUUGUAUUUUGUGCAUGCUGCUGACACCCCCACCCCUCCGUUCUCUGUGGUUGGAUUUAUUCUUUGGGGGGGGCAGGCCCAGGAAUUAUAUUGUGCUGUCCCCCCCCCGUAUUAAACGUGUAAACUGCC